GCUAAAAUGGUUGGAUUUGAAUUUUCAUAAAUUAGUGUUUAAUUGAUUUACUUAAUUCAACAAAUAAAUAAUUAUCAAAUAUGGAUUACAAUUAUGAACAGACGAGUGAAGUGGAAGCACUAGAUUCAAUUUAUUAUGGCGAUAUGCAAAUCUUACAGACAGAACCAUUUCAUAAAUUCAGUAUACCAAUCAAGUCUGAAAACUAUGAUGAUGGUGAUGGUUUAUCAUGUCAACUAGUUUUUUCAUACACUCAAAAAUAUCCAGAGGAAUUACCGAAUGUUGAAAUUAUAAGCGACGAAAGCUUCGAUGAAAUUGUUGACAAAGAUGAACUUUUAAAACAUUUAGAAGAACAAGGUAAUGAAAAUUUGGGAAUGGUUAUGAUUUUCACAUUAGUAUCUGCUGGACAAGAAUGGUUAAAUGAAAAGUGGGAUGGUGUUAAAAGAGAAAGAGAAGAAAAACUACUGGCAAAGAAGAAGGCGGAUGAAGAGGCAGAACAGAAAAGGUUUGAGGGAACAAGAGUUACAGUGGAGUCAUUUUUGGCGUGGCGAAAACAAUUCGAAAUUGAUAUGGGAAUACCUGCCAAAAGGGAGAAGGAAGCUAUUAAAGAUAAAAAUAAACUAACCGGAAAAGAAUUGUUCUUGAGAGACACCACUCUCAAUGAGUCUGACCUGAAAUUCCUUGAUGAUGGAGAUGCUGUGAAAGUAGACGAGUCAUUGUUUCAAGAUUUGGAUGAUUUGGAUCUGUCAGAUGAUGAAGAUGAUGAUGAUUAUGUCCCAGGUCAGAGCGACAGUGAUAGUGACUAGCGGUCAGCCAUGCGCUGAGCCAGCGCAUCUCAAACUUGUUACGCCCCGAGCUUUGCGGUAUGCCAGAGAUUGCACUACUACUCAUUUUUGUCAUUCCAAGUAUUUUCAUAAUAUUAUGUUUUGCUCUACUGCUACUUUAAUAGGGAUGA
This is a messenger RNA of Aricia agestis (brown argus), 952 nucleotides long. Its product is annotated as RWD domain-containing protein 1. NCBI's taxonomy places the organism in Eukaryota, Metazoa, Arthropoda, Insecta, Lepidoptera, Lycaenidae. The record is from RefSeq and is a predicted model, not a curated record. Gene Ontology annotation, biological process: cytoplasmic translation. Gene Ontology annotation, molecular function: protein binding. The transcript is spliced from 5 exons. The coding region runs from base 81 to 803 and encodes 240 amino acids.